AUGGUUUCUAUUGUUGCAAUACGUGAAAUUAAUUUCAAUAAUUCAAUUGAAAAUAUUCAUUAUUUUAAUGAUAAUGAUUGGAUCUCCACACCCAUUUCAAGUGCUAAUCAAGUAUCAACAAUAACAGUAGUAGCCGAAUGGUUUGAAAAAGAAACUCAAAUAACAUUUGCAGGUGAAAACUUUACUAUAAAUCCAUCAUGUUUAAAAUACACAAAAACAAUUGGUCAUUAUCCAUUCUCAACUUCUUUAAAUACAUUUGAAUUAAUAUUUAAAAGUUUUAUUGAAACUUCAAAAACUGAUGACAUUUGUUCAAGUGAACAAUUUGGUUUUAAUGAUAAUUUUAAUUAUUUUGGACUCCAAGUUGGUGAAUUUUGUUUUCUUUUGAGAUUUUUAAAAAGAGCAAUUAUCGAUAAUGGAAUAGUACAAACAAUUAGUAAUAAAGUUUUAACAGAUUUCAAUCAGAAUGAAAAAUUAAAUAAUACAACCUCAAGUAAAAAAUUAUCAUUUGUCGCUAUUCAAAUACCUUUAUAUAAAUCAAAAAUUGAAAUUGAUCCAGACUUUUCUGUAUUAUUAAAUUCAAAUCCAGCUUCUUCAAAUUCUGAUAAUUCAAUAUGCACAUCAUCAUCUUCAUCAUCUUUAUCAAAAUCUCAAAUAGCUGGUAUUGUAAUUGGUUAUGUUUUUUUUGUAAUUAUUUUUGUUUUGGUUAUUUUAAUUUUAAUACCUCCACAUUAUAAAAUGUCAAUAAGACUUCACUAUCACAAAUUAAGAAAAGAUUAA
This is a messenger RNA of Dictyostelium discoideum AX4, 777 nucleotides long. RefSeq lists its product as hypothetical. Lineage: Eukaryota; Evosea; Eumycetozoa; Dictyosteliales; Dictyosteliaceae. The coding region runs from base 1 to 777 and encodes 258 amino acids. The record is from RefSeq and is a predicted model, not a curated record. The transcript has 2 exons.